AUGCCUCAGCGAAAGCGACCUUACCGCCCCAAAGUCAAAGGCUGUUAUGAGUGCUCACAGCGUCGCGUCUCCUGCGACCGAACCACUCCACAGUGCAAUAAAUGCCGUUCUAAGGGCCUUACAUGCAGUGGUAGUGAUGUUGGUAUUCGAUAUCGUUUUACUCAAGGGGUUAGCACUCGUGGCAAGUGGAGAGGCCACACUAUCCAAAGUCUCUGUGAAAACCGCCUUCAAAGCCAGGCGAAGGUGACUAGCAAGCAUGAAUCCUCAAGUGCUAGGGACUCGCCCGAGGGGCUGAGCUCUGCGGGCCACGAUUCUGCCCAGUCACCAAGACAGGAGACAAGUCAGCUCAUAGCGUUCGGUUUUGGUGAUGAGAAUUUCUACGCCGGCGUGAUAAGUCCGCUUCUUUUGAACUCGUUCGAUGACUACACAAACUUCUUUUUAGAGACGACCGAAGAGGCUUCCUGGACCUUGCAAACAGACGAGCGUGAGGGGUCGUCAAAAGAUACCGAAAAUUAUUCACUGUCCGCCGUCGAAUCUUCCAUUAUUAGUCCGGCUGACCUCCUCCUCACGGAGUCUCUGCUCGAUGAUGUUCCAUCAUGGAAGAAAGCCUUGCUUAUGCAUUACUCGGAGCACAUUGCUAGCGAAAUGCUAGCGAUCGAUGGAAGUCACAACGGCUGGAGGUACAUCGUUCUUCCAUUGGCUCACAACGACGACUUGGUUAUGGAGGCCGUUCUCGCCGUAUCGGCUUUCCACCGAGAUGCCAAGAAAAGCCCAGACUGGGCGGAAUACUUUCAAAUCAGCGGCUCCAAUUUACAGUAUACAUCCCAGCAGCAGUCGCGUUGGUUAGACUCGAUUGCUAGCAGCCCACAGACCCUGUAUAAUACAGCCAUCAAAGGACUACGGAGGCGCAGCAAUCUAGCCGGGAGCAGUUAUGAAGCGAAACAAGCCAUUCUGGUGGCGGUCCUUGUGCUGCUAGUUGCGGCCAUGGUGACGGGGAGAGAUGAUUACUUCAUGAUUCUUGGGAUGUUGCAUUCCGCAACAGAUGUCUUCAAAGGUGAAGAUGAGUUAUGGGCCAGUGAGCUAGGUCGCUUCUUGGCUCGCCAGGUACAGAAAAUGCGAGUCUACGCCGCCCCCCACAUCAGUGAAAUGGCAGGCUUAGAAACUCUCACCUCUCAAUCUCAAUGGGAUCAGUACUUUGACUGUGUUCGAUACUGUUCUCAGAGCCAGUCCCAAGGUAACGUUCGGCUUGCCGCUAUCGAGGACGUGAUGCAGCAAGCUCACGACAUAUACCUCCAAGGACUGGACUCACCUAGUUGGGCCCUCGAUGAUGAGAAAAGGCGCGCGGUAGAUACCGAUCCUGAAGGUCGUAUAGAGCAUUUCAAGAUAACACUGGAACAACUACCAGCGGAUGGGCCGGGUGCCCACGUUCUGGUCUGGGCGAUAUUUUUGGUUGCUGCUGCCAGCUCGUCGGAAAGACACCGGGUUUUCUUUAAGGAGGUCCUAGUCAAACGCUAUAGCCAGAGCAGGUUCGCCAAUUUGCUCAAAGGGAUAAAGCAUUUGCCGCAGAUAUGGGUUAAAACAGAUAACGGAAUAAGAUGGACCCAGCUUUUAUCAGAAGCUCGGUUGUUCGUCAUGUAA
Messenger RNA from Clonostachys rhizophaga, 1638 nucleotides. Lineage: Eukaryota; Fungi; Ascomycota; Sordariomycetes; Hypocreales; Bionectriaceae. The record is from the annotation of a GenBank genome assembly.